GCGUCACGCCUCCGCCAUUCCAGGCUUCGUCGUCAGGUCUUCACGAAUAUUCUGGCUUUUCUACGUCUUCACCAUGAUUAUGGAUGACAGUUAAAGAUUAAUAACUUAAAGAGCCUGAAGCUUCUCUCCCCUUUCCCCACAUUUUUGGAGUCUGAAGAUCAAACUGCUCAAGAAAGCCUCUGCCUACGACUUAACACUUUUUCACCCCUUCCUUUCCCGUAAAAAGACGAAAACUACCACCGUAAUCCACCAUAGGGCGGUUUAGUCUAUAGAGUAACAGUGGUAAUAAAUGCUAGUCACCCGUCUUUCCAUGUGAAAGAUAACCCCCUCCCUCCCAUGUCCCUUAUAGCUGUUUUUUGAACGAUUUCUUUAAAUAUUGGAUAUUUUCCAGUGCCUCGACAUUGAUACGCCCUUUCUAAAAUGGCCACCGCAGCUUUUUCCAUGUGGUCAUAAACCAGAGGCACGUUGUAAGGGUACUUAACCCACUUCCCCUCCCUCCCUACCCCCCCCCCUCAUUUUUUUUUCGCCCUUCCUCUUUUUAUUUUAGCCCAAUACCUACGUACGAAGCACAGGAGGAGAGUUUUGGAUACAACUAACAAUAUGGGGUCUGGACCUAUAGACCCCCUCGAGCUCCUGAAGGGGCUAGACAGUAUCCUUGGUCAAGAAGGAGAAGCGAAAGCUGUUGAUGCAAUGGCCAAAAUUUUCAACUUAAUGAAAGAGUCUAAAAAGCUGGUGAGCCGCUGUAUCUACCUUAACAUUGUCCUCCAGACGCAAGCCCCAGAAAUUCUCUCCAAGUUUAUUCGUGUCGGUGGCUACAAGCUGCUGAAUAACUGGCUGACCUAUGCCCGCACCAAUAACAACAGCCCACUGCUCCACCAGAUUCUCCUUACACUGCAGCACUUACCUCUGACCGUGGACCACCUGAAGCUGAACAACACAGCAAAACUAGUCAAGCAGCUCAGCAAAACCAGCGAGGAUGAAGAGCUUCGGAAGUUAGCAGGGGUUUUGGUCGGUGACUGGAUGAAUGUUAUCCGAACUCAGAGCAACCUCAUACCUCCAGAAAAGGAAAAAAAGAAAAAGAAAGAAGAUACAAAAUUGCGAUCGCCCAUUGCUGAUAGGAGCGCAGAGGCUAAAACUGAAUCUAAAGUUGAGGAUCAAGGUGACAAGAAGAAAGAAAAACCAAAAACCCUACGCACUACAGCCCCAAGUCAUGCAAAAUUCCGAUCUACUGGUCUUGAACUUGAAGCCCAGUCUCCUGUCCCCAGCAAGAAACCAACAGUUGUUCCAGUUAUAUCUGAAAAAUACUUGAAACCAGUCCCAGUAAAGAGGCAGGGAUCGAUACCCUCUACUGCUGAUGCUGCUCCUGCCGAGAAAAAGUAUAAACCUCUUAAUACUACGCCAAAUGCUGCCAAAGAAAUCAAAGUCAAGAUCAUUCCUCCUCAGCCUAUGGAGAGUUUAGGUUUUCUGGAUGCACUGAAUUCUGCCCCCAUUCCUGGAAUAAAGAUCAAAAAGAAGAAAAAAGCAGUAUCUCCAACCAGUAAUAAGUCUAGUCCAUUUGACAGCAAGUGUCAAGGAGAGACAUCCAAUGUGAGCAAACCAUCUUCUCCUGAACCAGAGCCACCGGCUGAAGGGAUGGAAGUGGAGAGACCAGGAACUCCAGUUCCUGCUGUAGAACUUUUGGAGCCCAUAGGACCCUCUGCACCUGCAUUAACAGAAGUAAAGCCUACUGAACCAGAAGUCCCUCAGCUGACAAAAAAGGGAAAAAAGAGGAAAACUGUCAGCUGGCCAGAUGAGAGUCACCUCAGGGAAUAUUUCUACUUUGAGCUGGAUGAAACAGAGAGAGUCAAUGUAAAUAAGAUUAAGGACUUUGGUGAAGCUGCCAAACGGGAAAUGCUAAUGGACCGCCGUGCUUUCCAAAAUGCCCGGAGGCUUAGUCACGAUAAUAUGGAAGAAGCGACGCCUUGGAUACUGCCACGGCCACUGAUACUUUCAGGAUCCCUUGUACAAAUGGGCAGCAAUAGUACUGAGAAGCAUACCCAAGCUGAGCGAGAGAUGGGUAUUCUGCAGGAGAUCUUUCUAUCCAAAGAAAGUGUUCCUGACACACCGCAUGAGCCAGACCCAGAGCCUUAUGAACCUUCACCUCCAAAGCUCAUACCACUGGAUGAGGAUUGUUCCAUGGAUGAUGGGUCAUAUAUUGAACCGAUGGAUCAGAGCGGGGCUUCUCUAUCUCCAGACUUGUCUGGCGGUGCUAAAUUGCCUCCUGUGCUUGCUAACCUAAUGGGCAGUAUGGGUAACACCAAAGCCCAAACUAGUCCCUUGCCUGACACGAUGCAGGAGAUCUUGACUUCCAUAAUGAGUGUCCAGGGUGCUGCUAAGACAGAGGAUUUGAUGAAACAACCAGAUUUCUCUGACAAAAUAAAACUGCUGCUUGGAUCUCUACAAAGUCAGACACAGAAUCAGAACCAGGCACCACCAGGAGCAUCUGGAUCAGGAAUGGCAGGACCCAUGCUGGCAAACAAUGGCUUUCCACCAGCAGCACCAAAAAAUCUACAGCAGCCACCACCACCUCAGCACUAUCCACCCCCUGGGCCUGGUGGUCCAUACCCAGGUCCACAUGGACCCCCUGGUGGUCCACGGAUGAUGGGACCACCUCCUCCCCGUGAUGGUUACUGGGAGCCUCCACCUAAUGACAUGCGGGGCGAACAUCAUGAAAACAUGGGAGGAAGAGGUAGAAUGAGAGGAGAGAGAGGACACCCUCCUCCUCCAUUCCAUCGAAACAGAGGUGGAAGAGGAGGUGAUCCAGGAUACAGAGGGAGAGGUGGAAGAGGAGGUGAGAGGGGGCCUCCUGGUAGAGGAAGAGAUGGACCUCAUGGAAUGGAACACAGAGGUUACGGUGGAGAACACAGGGGUCAUGGCGGAGAACACCGAGGACAUGGUGGAGAUAUGUCCCUUCGCCCUGUCUGCCGUCACUUCAUGUUGAAAGGAAACUGCCGAUAUGAAAAUGGCUGUGCCUUCUACCAUCCAGGCAUCAAUGGCCCUCCCCUAUAGUGACACUUCCCCUCCCCCUCAAAGACCAUUUUUUAAUCAGUGUUUUCCUGGAAGAAAGCGAACAAGCGACUUGAGAAUUUUUUGGAUUAUUAUUAUAAUUUUUUUUAUUAUGGCUUCUGUGAGGCCCAAAUAUCUCCCCCACUAGAAAAGAGCAGAUAAUUCCACCUGCCUCACAUUACCUAAGACUCUACUUGAAUGACAUUAAAAAGCAAACUAGUACUCCCAAGUACAGGGUGAUCUUGGGGAUCCUCACCUAUUCCGUUGACUCUAGAAACGUUUGACUCUUAAGAGGAACUAUCAAUGUUGCGGUGGGGGAGAUGGCGUGGAGCCCUGGAAUGCCACUGCUAAGGAAACAAAGCGAAUGUGACUUAAGGAGAAGCGACCUCUCCAAUAUUUGUGUGUGUUUUGUUGUCCUCACCCCCCUGGUUUCCCGUUUUUCACUUGCACCUUCUAUGAGUCUCCGGUUCAUUUUUCCAUUUCCUCCAGAAAUUUUACUUCCCUGUGUUAACACUACAACAGUACUAUGUGACUCGGUGUUCCCUUCUAAGAACAAGUAUUACACUGACUAAAACCCCCUACACUAAUGCGGGAAGACUUGGAUCGAUAUGGACUCCUUUAUCGGCAUUGAAAACCACUGAUUUUUUUUGACCACUUUUUUUUUUAAAUAUGUAUAAUUGGUAAAUUUCAAUGAUGCUGAGCAUCUGUACAAUGUAUAUAGUGAACAUGCUGCUCUGUGUGAUGUACAGGGUAUCUAUAUACCGAUAAUGCUGAGUGUUUAUACUGUCGUGGCCUACACGUGAGGAGCUCAUCGCUGUCAAUCAGUAUCCAAUGAGAAUUUUCCUGUUUCGAUACCACUUCAAUGCGGUCGUUGUCAUUAACCCUUCUGAAACAUAUUUAAAUACAGUAUUAACAGGACAAGCUCUGACCUUUGUACCCAUUGACAUCACAGGAUGGGGGAAGGCUCUGAGUCCGAUCCUGUAAACUUGUUUUCUGUGAAAACUGUCUGAGGAUAUAUUGUAUUUUUUUUAAUCGUUCCUUGCUUUUUACGGGCCCCUAGAGGGAGCCCUAACUCCAUGGUUUUCAUUUUCUUUUGUAUACUUUGUAAAUAAUAAAUAAACCCAAUGCGAAGGCGGA
Messenger RNA from Bufo gargarizans (Asiatic toad), 4182 nucleotides. It is a transcript of the gene PPP1R10, whose product is annotated as protein phosphatase 1 regulatory subunit 10. Gene Ontology annotation, cellular component: nucleus. The record is from RefSeq and is a predicted model, not a curated record. Lineage: Eukaryota; Metazoa; Chordata; Amphibia; Anura; Bufonidae. Gene Ontology annotation, molecular function: metal ion binding. The transcript is spliced from 20 exons. The coding region runs from base 601 to 3048 and encodes 815 amino acids.